Molecule: messenger RNA, 648 nt
Organism: Erigeron canadensis
Lineage: Eukaryota; Viridiplantae; Streptophyta; Magnoliopsida; Asterales; Asteraceae
Exons: 8
Coding region: 1-648 (215 amino acids)
Source: RefSeq, a predicted model, not a curated record
AUGGCAACGUUGUUUGUAGCAUUGAAGAGGUUAUUCAUCGUCAUGACAUGCGUAAUGGCAGCUGCACUUGUUUACUUAUAUGUCAUGGAUCGCUUCUCCUCUUGUUUCAACCCAAGUGCUUGGUGGAUGCAAGUGUUAGAGACAGAUGUUAUCACCUAUUUCCUAUUUAUAACAUUAUUCAAGCUGUCAUCUGAAGAAUCUGAAGAUCCAUUAUACUUUGUACUGGCUAGACAUCAGAAAAGGGAUAUCACGGGACACCGGAAACAACAUUCGAUGGUAAUAGCAAAAGUAAUUAUUGCUCUACUAGGCUGCUACAUGCUGGGAAUACUAAUUUACGCCUUUAUGAUUGAUGGAAUGCCAUUCCAUAUGGAAGUACUUACGCCGUGCAUGAUAACUGGGUUGAUUGACAUCCAUAUUCAUGUUGUGGUUUUUUCGGUGUGGAUAAUAUAUAAGGAAUCAAGUUGGAUAAGUUCUGUUUUUUGGAUACUUUCAGUUGUAUGUUUUGGGAGCAUGGCUCUCUGUGUAUACAUAGCACGGGAACUGUUGCACCUCUCACCAGAGCAGCCUGUUUCGUUUAUACUUUUUAAUCAAAGUAGCAGAGAUAUGAUGUCGAGUGAUCCUCUAUUGACAGAACAUUCCGAUGUAUAA